Messenger RNA from Sciurus carolinensis (gray squirrel), 2511 nucleotides. It is a transcript of the gene Rbm23, whose product is annotated as RNA binding motif protein 23. Bases 268 to 1596 code for a protein of 442 amino acids. Gene Ontology annotation, cellular component: nucleus. Gene Ontology annotation, biological process: mRNA processing. The record is from RefSeq and is a predicted model, not a curated record. The transcript is spliced from 14 exons. Lineage: Eukaryota; Metazoa; Chordata; Mammalia; Rodentia; Sciuridae. Gene Ontology annotation, molecular function: RNA binding.
CCAAUGAAAACCUGCACUUUGGACUGUUGCCGCGAAACCAGAGAGAUUAGAUCCAGCGUCUGUUUCCGGCGCAUGCGCAGAUUGCAGAAGGUUCUGGAAGAUAGCGGAGGUGCCGCCAUUUUGCGGGAAGAGGAGCAGGUCUGGCUGCCGUGCUGUUUUUUUAGCUAAAACCGUAGGACACUGCUGAGCUUCACGCCCCACAACACACCGAAAGGAACGAAGAUAACCGGGACCCCCCCUGCGGGGACCCGGAACUGAUCUGACACGAUGGCGUCUGAUGACUUUGAUAUAGUGAUUGAGGCCAUGCUGGAAGCUCCCUAUAAAAAAGAGGAGGAUGAGCAGCAAAGGAAAGAGGUUAAAAAGGACAGUCCUAGCAAUACCACCAGCAGCACCGGCAACAGUGGCAGUGGUACCAGUGUGAGCACCACCACUGGGGAGACAAGCAAGAAGAAGAGGAGUCAGAGUCAUAGUAGAAGCAGGGAUAGAAGGCGCAGUCGGAGCCGAGACCGUGAUCGACAUAGACGGAGAAACAGUCGGAGCCGAAGUCGAGAUUGGCAGCGUCGUCACCGCAGCCGUAGCCGCGAUUGUCGACAUAGUAGUGAGUCCCGAAGUCGAGACCGGCGACGUGAGGAUCGCGUGCGCUAUAGGAGUCCUCCACUUGCCACUGGACAUAGAUAUGGACACAGUAAAAGCCCUCAUUUCAAAGAGAAGAGCCCAGUCAGGGAGCCAGUUGAUAAUUUGAGCCCUGAGGAGCGUGAUGCCCGCACAGUUUUCUGUAUGCAGUUAGCUGCCCGUAUCCGGCCUCGAGAUCUGGAGGACUUUUUUUCUGCUGUUGGCAAGGUUCGUGACGUGCGUAUCAUCUCAGAUCGGAACUCACGUCGUUCUAAAGGCAUUGCAUAUGUGGAAUUCUGUGAAAUUCAGUCUGUGCCACUGGCCAUUGGGCUGACUGGGCAAAGAUUGCUGGGAGUACCUAUUAUUGUACAGGCCUCACAGGCUGAGAAAAACCGAUUGGCAGCCAUGGCCAACAAUCUGCAGAAGGGUACUGGUGGACCAAUGCGCCUCUACGUGGGCUCCCUGCACUUCAAUAUCACCGAGGACAUGCUCCGGGGCAUCUUUGAGCCUUUUGGCAAAAUUGACAACAUUAUCCUGAUGAAGGACUCAGAUACAGGCCGCUCUAAAGGUUAUGGUUUUAUUACAUUCUCUGACUCUGAGUGUGCCCGGCGGGCCCUGGAACAGUUGAAUGGUUUUGAACUUGCUGGUCGACCUAUGAGGGUUGGCCAAGUGACUGAGCGACUGGAUGGUGGCACAGACAUCACUUUUCCUGAUGGAGACCAGGAGCUGGAUCUGGGAUCAGCAGGUGGACGUUUGCAGCUUAUGGCCAAACUGGCAGAAGGCUCUGGAAUCCAGCUGCCAACCACAGCUGCUGCUGCUGCCGCUGCCCAGGCUGCUGCCUUGCAACUGAAUGGAGCAGUUCCUUUGGGGGCCCUGAACCCAGCAGCUCUGACCGCUUUGAGUCCAGCUUUGAACCUUGCCUCCCAGGCAAUUGCAUCCCAGUGCUUCCAGCUCUCCAGCCUCUUUACCCCCCAAACCAUGUAAAUCAGUGGCACAGCACACUACCUCUCUGUGCCCUCUGGGUCCUGCCACUCCCUUCUCCACAUCUCUUCUUCUGCUGCCCUGUCUUCCGUUUGUGGACCAAGCCAUUCUGAGGGCAUGGACAUUGAUUCUGGAGGAACUGAGGCCACUCUUAAGACAACAAGAAGAGCUCCUGCCCCUGCCCCACUGGGAGUGGACUCUGCUGAGCAAAGCCCCCAGUUGAAGAGAACAAUCUACACCUACAUUGAAUACUUGUUUGUCUUUGUGUAUCUUUUCCCAAGACCACUUUCUUGCCCUUUCUCAUUACCCCUUAGUGAUUCUUCCUCCAUUGGGAAGGCCAUAGGGCAUUAACUAAAGGAACUAACCUCUCUCCUUUUCCUAUACCUUUACCCUAUAAUCUGUCAAAGAAAACCUACAGGAUCUCUGAAUCUAAAGGACAUUGGAGUUAUGGGGUGCACUUGGAAGGUGCUGGAUUUUUGCUUUAAGGACCCUGUUAGGUAGCAUGGACAUGAAUGUUGUGACACCUGGCUUAGGCCUUAGCUUCAUGGAGCUUGAGGCCAGAACUGCUAUAAGCUCAGCAUCUUAUUGGGAGACAUAAGUGUGAUAUAUCCUGCCAGGCAAUUGAGAUUGAAGCCUCAUGGACUUUCAGGAGUUUAAGUAAAAUGUGGGAUACCUUUCCACCUGCCUUUGUACACCUCUCCUUCUUCCCAAGUCCUCCUUUGGUCCAGGGUGGUAGGGUGGAGGGAAGGCUGCUGUUUUCCACCACUUCCUGUGUGCCUGUACUGUGGCUUCAACCCUGGUGGUUAAAGUCACUCCUGUCCCCUACCUGGGUAUGUGUGAGCCCUUCUCACUGGAUUUUAUACCCUUCUGUCUGUGUACAUAUAAAAGAAAAAAAAAAAAAAAUAUAUAUAUAUAUAU